This is a messenger RNA of Gossypium arboreum, 1364 nucleotides long. RefSeq lists its product as uncharacterized. The record is from RefSeq and is a predicted model, not a curated record. NCBI's taxonomy places the organism in Eukaryota, Viridiplantae, Streptophyta, Magnoliopsida, Malvales, Malvaceae. Bases 251 to 1093 code for a protein of 280 amino acids. The transcript has 7 exons.
ACACCCAAUCAUUUCUCAUUUCUCUCUUAGACAUUCUAGUUGAACGUUUGGUGCCGUUUUGGGGGUUUGCUCGACGAUCAUCAAUUCAUCAAAUCGCAGACUGGUUGUUUGUUUUCCAAAUUGCACUAAAUUCCCAAAACUGCAAAUUUCAUUUCAAAACCCUUAAAGGUUCAAUUCCUACUCUUCUUUUUUAUGAACGUUGGAGCUUGCAAAACAUUUUUCUCGGUUUCCAGUUUGAGCGCACAGGAGAAUGUUGUUCGGUCAUGCUGAUGGUCUAUCUGAACAACGGUCACCAAGGGACCAGCUACUCGCUGAUCCUGAAUCGCUGGAAGAUGAUUUCAAAUUAGACAGUUCUGAAACGAUAUUGUACGCUGCUUCUUUUGAAGAACUCGCCAGAGAUAAUCUUCAGUAUGACACCAUCAUAUGGGUUUCUAUAUCGUUAUUGCUGGUUUUGGCUUGGGGUGUUGGCAUCAUCAUGUUGCUCUACCUGCCCUUUAGAAGAUAUGUGCUUCAGAAGGACAUUUCAUCACGCAAGCUUUAUGUCACACCUAGUGAAAUAGUUUACGAGGUUUCGAGACCCUCUUUCAUACCCUUUUGGGGCACAAUAACAAUUGAAAAGCAUGUACCUCUUUCCAAGGUGAUUGAUAUUAUAAUUGAACAAGGGUGGUUGCAAUCAGUGUACGGUAUCCAUACCUUUAGAGUUGAAAGCAUAGCCCAUGGAAAAGCUGCACCUGUUGACGAACUACAGGUUCAAGGGGUUGCAAACCCUGCACUUCUGAGAAGGGUCAUUGUAAGAGAAGCUGCAAAGCCUAUACAGGAAGUUGGUAGAGGUUGGAAACUUUCUACUGUGACUGGUGAAGUGGAAACUGCAUCUCGAAUGACAUCAUCAUUCACAGAAGGACAACCAAUCCUAAGAUCACCAGCCAAAAGUUGGAAGAUGACAGCUUCACCGCGUCAUUCUUCCGUGGAGCGCAGAGCAAUGGUGCCUGGAGAGUUGUUUAUGCAAAAACUUGAAGAAGUCAAUAAAUCAGUAAAGAAAAUUGAGUUUCUCAUCGAGAAGUCCCAAGCUUCCUCGGAGCCAGAGGGUAGCUGAAAAGCCAUGGUGCUGAGAAGGGUGUAGAAAGUUUCAAUAGUGAGAAAUGCAGAGUUAACUUCAUACGAUGAAACUUCAAAGUGACUUUCUUUUGUUUCAGUAACUUGCAAUAUUUUUCGUGUUUCUUCUUGGUGUUCUAUAAAUAUGCUUUUGUAAAAGUUCAUCAAUUCAUUUACCGCCAAUAUGUAUUUUUUGGCUUGGCAUAGGCUUAAUCCCGGACUCAUAAUUUUUCAUGAAGUAAAAAGUGUACUAUUGUCCAAGGUUUAGAAAA